CUGUGUGAACGGGACGAUGGUUUACUCCAGGGUUCACCUGUGGCACGGCGACCGCGUCCUGUGGGGAAACAACCACUUCUUCAGAAUCAGUCUCCCGAAGCGCAAGCGGCGCGAGCGAAUGAAGGAGCCGGAGCACGACAGCUUCGUGGAGGCCGACGUGGAGACGGCGAGCCAGGCCUCGUCUGAGCAGGACUACAGCUACGAGUUCGCACAGAUGGAGGUCAUGAUGAAAGCGCUGGGCAACAACGGUACACACCUGACCUUUAACACACACA
Sinocyclocheilus anshuiensis is the source of this 275-nucleotide messenger RNA. Its product is annotated as kinesin-like protein KIF13A. The annotation marks the transcript as partial. The transcript has 2 exons. The record is from RefSeq and is a predicted model, not a curated record. Lineage: Eukaryota; Metazoa; Chordata; Actinopteri; Cypriniformes; Cyprinidae.